AUGUCCCUGACGAAUGCUUCCCCCGAGGAAGCCGCUCGUGCUGCUAAGACAUCCUCCCGAACACUCGCAACACUGUCCGAGUCCUCUCGGAACAAGGCCUUGGAUGCGAUAUACGAUGCCUUGUCGGCCGCGAGAGAAGACAUUUUGGCUGCCAAUGCCGUCGAUCUGGAGAAUGCGAAGAAAGCCGCAGCCGACGGAGCGUUGAAUCCUAGCAUCUUCAAACGGCUCGAUCUCUCGCGGAAGGGGAAAUUUGACGAUAUGCUGCAGGGCAUCAAAGAUGUUCGAGGACUGCCAGAUCCAGUCGGCCGAGUCGACCUCCGCACCGAACUCGACGCCGGUCUCAUCCUCCAACGCCAAACCUGCCCGAUCGGCGUCCUCCUCAUCAUCUUCGAAGCCCGCCCCGAAGUCAUCGCCAACAUCGCCUCUCUCGCCAUCAAAUCCGCCAACGCCGCCAUCCUCAAAGGCGGCAAGGAAUCCACCGAAUCCUUCAAAGCCAUCGCCUCCACCAUCUCCACCGCCCUCUCCUCCACCGACGUCCCCAACGACGCCAUCCAACUCGUCACCACCCGCGACGCCGUCGACCCCCUCCUCACUCUCAGCCAGUACAUCGACCUCGUCAUCCCCCGCGGCUCCAACGACCUCGUCUCCCACUGCCAGAAGAAAGCUCACAUGCCCGUGCUCGGUCACGCCGACGGUCUCUGCAGUCUGUACAUCCACUCCGACGCCAACGCGCAAAUGUGUAUCGACGUCGUCGUCGACUCGAAAACCGACUACCCCGCCGCCUGCAACGCCGUGGAAACCCUCCUCGUCCACGAAGACGUCCUCUCCACCAUCCUCCCCGGUGUCGCCACAGCUCUACAAGCCAAAGGCGUCACCCUCCGCUGCGACCAGCAAUCCCUGACAGCUCUAACAUCCACCCUCGACCCUGCCGCCUCCUCCCUCCUCCAACCCUCCACAGACCAGGACUACGCCACCGAAUUCCUCGACCUCAUCCUCGCCAUCCGCACAAUCCCCUCCUCCUCGUCUUCAGACCAGCCCAACACCUCCGUCGACGCCGCAAUCACCCACAUCAACACCCACGGCUCCCACCACACCGACGCAAUCCUCACCUCUUCCGAACAAACCGCCAACCGCUUCCUCUCCUCCGUCGACGCGGCCUGCAAAUUCUGGAAUGCCUCCACCCGCUUCUGCGACGGUAUGCGCUUCGGAUUCGGGACGGAAGUCGGGAUUAGUACGAAUAAAGUGCACGCGCGAGGACCGGUGGGGUUGGAGGGGUUGACGAUUCAUGAGUAUCGGGUUGUCGGGAAGGGGCAUUGUGCGGGAGCGUAUGGUGGAGCAGGGGGGCGGGCGUAUACGCAUCGGAAAUUGCCGUUG
Zymoseptoria tritici IPO323 is the source of this 1374-nucleotide messenger RNA. Its product is annotated as gamma-glutamyl phosphate reductase. Gene Ontology annotation, molecular function: glutamate-5-semialdehyde dehydrogenase (NADP+) activity; NADP binding. The record is from RefSeq and is a predicted model, not a curated record. The annotation marks the transcript as partial. The transcript has 2 exons. Lineage: Eukaryota; Fungi; Ascomycota; Dothideomycetes; Mycosphaerellales; Mycosphaerellaceae.